AUGGCGGCGACGGGGGGAUACGACGGCGUCUGGAUGCGCCGCGCGCGCCAAACCGACGAGUGGCUCGCUGGCCACAAGGUCGUCGUGUCCGCUACGACCGCGUCGAUUAUCUCUACCUUUGCCGGCUUCCCGCUCGAUUCGCUCAAGUCGCGUCUCCAGAGCUCGCGCGAGAAUAUCCCAAUGGCGCGCCUCGCCGCAGACGUCGUCCGCGAAGAAGGUAUCGGCGGACUGUGGCGCGGCUUCCCCUUACCCCUCAUCACCAUCUCGAUCGUGCGCACAAUCUCAUUCACGAUCUACACGAGUACCAAGCGUAUCCUGAACUCUACCGCCGACUCACCGCCACCAGUCACCAAGCCAUGGAUCGACCUCCACCUCGGAAUACUGAACAAGAACCGCACCUUUGACGUGGCCAUGACCUCGCUCAUUGCUGGCGGAGCUUCAGGUGCCGUAGUAUGUAUCGGUAGCGCGCCGUUCGAACUAGUCAAGGUCCGCCGCCAGCUCGAGUACCAGAUUUAUCGCGACUCUCAUCCAGAACUCUUCGCGCCUACACAAAAGCCACAUGUACCACAAGCACCAAAAGUCGUACCCCUCCUCCAUGCCGGACCGGUCGAGGUCGUUGCGGACGCAAUCGAAAACUCGGUCGCGUCCAAUAAGGCUCGACCGUCGGGGUCGCCCCAGUUCGUGGCCCCAACCACGAUGCAGGCCGUACGCAUGAUUGUACGUUCCCUGGGCCCGAUGGGCUUGUGGAACGGCUUUCCUCUCCAUUUUGUGCGCGAUACCCUCGGAACCGCACUGUACUUUGCCGAGUAUGACGUGAUGCGCUUCUGGCUCUCGGGCGCCCGGGGGAGUGGAAAGCGCGAGGACAAGUUCGGGAGUACAACCACACAGGCCGACUUGCCGGCCUGGGCGCGCGGGUGGCUACCAGCCCAGUUCGUGCCGUUCCUCUGCGGCUCGCUUGCAGGCGUCACGUCCUGGGCCCUGAUUUACCCCGUCGACGCGAUCAAGACAAAGGCGCAACAGCGUGCCAUGUCGGGCCUCGCACCACGGACACCGUACACCCAGCUCCGGCGACUGGUACGCGGGACAGAUGGUACCAAGCCAUGGUUGUCCGGCAUUGCGCGGUUGUAUCGCGGCCUCGGUGUAUCCAUGGUCCGCUCGAUGCUCACGCACGGCCUGCUUUGGACCCUCGUUGACUGGACGAGCGGCUAUAUUGACGGGCGACCAGUCGAGCGCUUCGUCGAGCGCCUGGCCUAG
This is a messenger RNA of Cutaneotrichosporon cavernicola, 1254 nucleotides long. RefSeq lists its product as uncharacterized. The record is from RefSeq and is a predicted model, not a curated record. Gene Ontology annotation, molecular function: O-acyl-L-carnitine transmembrane transporter activity. Lineage: Eukaryota; Fungi; Basidiomycota; Tremellomycetes; Trichosporonales; Trichosporonaceae. The transcript is spliced from 6 exons. Gene Ontology annotation, biological process: carnitine transmembrane transport; mitochondrial transport. Gene Ontology annotation, cellular component: mitochondrial envelope. Bases 1 to 1254 code for a protein of 417 amino acids.